CGGGCCUCACCGGCCGGGCACGAGGCUUCACCACCGGAAGCACGAGGCCGAAUUCCAAGCUAUUGUCCUGUCUCGCCUGGUAUCGCGCGCUCCUGGCAGUAGCCCACGGUAGCCUAAUCGCCACAGCCUCGGGCAAAAGGAAUUGGCCUGGGCCCCCAGGCAGAGGAACUAAUGCCUCAAGGAUACAAGCGGUUUUUUUGGAAAAGCCUGCAUACCUUGUAGCUAUCCGACCAGUACCUUACAGAUUUUUUACUCUGUCUCCUUUAAACUAAGCCCCUAUCUUUCUGGGCAUUCUGGCCAACAUCAUCUUCACGAAAGGGAUGAUUAUUCAACAGAUAUUAAUUGAAUGACUAUUUUGUGUGGCAGACGCUGUGUCUAGGCUCUUGAGAUGGACACUUUAAGAGCACCUGGUUUUCUACCCUCCAGAGAUUUACUGUGAAGCGGAGAUAUAGACCAGUGAGUUACAAGACAAAUCUCUUAAUGACUAUGUAAGUACAGGAUGCCUAGGGAUCUCUGAAGAGAAGUUCGACCUGGAGAUGUGUCCACAAGUAGUCCCCUCGAAGUGGUAAAUUAAGCUGGAAAGGUUGACUGCAAAGUUAGAAAACAGAAGGGAGACUUUUCAUAUUUCAAGUGAGACGACAGCUCUAAGGCUGAAAGCUGUAUUGUAGGAAUUUGAAGAAGUUGAUGAUGGCUGAAGAUUGUUCACAAGAGGGGACAGUAGAGAAAUGAGACUGAGAAGGAAAUGCUGGAGGAUUUAGAGGCUUAUCCUAAAGAUAAACUUCUCAAAGAUUUCGUGCACAGGAGUGGCAUGAUAUAAAUUAUGUCUUUUGAAAAUUAUUUGGAGGCAGAGACAUAGAACUCUCAAUCACUGGUUCACUCCCCCAGUACCAGAAGCUGCAGGAGAAAUCAGGAGCUGGCAGCUCCAUCCUGGUCUCCAAGGUGGGAGGCAGGAACCCGAUGGCUUGAGUCAUCACUGUUGCAUUCCAGGGUCUGCAAUGGUAAGAAGCUGGAGUCAGGAGCAGGAGGAACUCAGCAGGUGUUUGGCGAAGUCAUAAUUGUCAGGAAAGAACCUUGGACGGAGAAUAUUUUUCUUGCUCCACUGCUUUCUUAAAUCAAAAGUUUGCUAAGGUGUUUGCUUCAGAAUGUAUACAGAGGGUGAAGCUAAGAAAAUAGGAGUGGUUGGCUGGGUGAAGAAUACCAGCAAAGGCACUGUGACAGGCCAAGUUCAAGGUCCUGAAGACAAAGUCAAUUCUAUGAAAUCCUGGCUGAGCAAGGUUGGGAGUCCUAGUUCUCGCAUUGACCGCACAAACUUUUCUAAUGAAAAAACCAUCUCCAAGCUUGAAUACUCCAACUUUAGCAUUCGAUAUUAAUGGAAGAGAAAUACAAAUUAUAAUGCUUAUAUUGUAAAAUAGACAUCAUAUGUUCUUAAGUCUACACCAUUGAAUAAUAGUAGCAGAGUAGGGUAAAAAAAAAGAAUGUUCAUUUCUGAAAUGCAUAAAAUUAUACAUGUUACUAAAAAUGUCUGACACAAGUGAUUUUACUCAAUUAUGUUUUAGUAAGCAAAACUAAUUUUCUCAUAUUUAAAGUGUCAUAACAAAGUAAGUUUGUCUUGUUGAAUCUUUAAUUUUGAUGAAUAUUAUAUAUGUUAUUUGGCUAGACAUAAAAUAAUAAUUUUUAUUUGUAGUGAAUUAAAAAACUGAAUAAUAAUGUUAUUAAAGUUGAGUAAUUUGUUAUUAAAGACUUUAAAAAUACCAGUGGUUAGAUAGAAAUGUAUAUGAUGAUCAAUAUAACCAUAAACUAAUACCAAUAAAGAAU
This is a messenger RNA of Lepus europaeus (European hare), 1815 nucleotides long. It is a transcript of the gene ACYP2, whose product is annotated as acylphosphatase 2. Gene Ontology annotation, molecular function: acylphosphatase activity. The transcript is spliced from 5 exons. Lineage: Eukaryota; Metazoa; Chordata; Mammalia; Lagomorpha; Leporidae. Bases 1143 to 1370 code for a protein of 75 amino acids. The record is from RefSeq and is a predicted model, not a curated record.